Nematolebias whitei (Rio pearlfish) is the source of this 2458-nucleotide messenger RNA. Its product is annotated as large neutral amino acids transporter small subunit 1. The transcript is spliced from 11 exons. The coding region runs from base 331 to 1935 and encodes 534 amino acids. The record is from RefSeq and is a predicted model, not a curated record. Gene Ontology annotation, molecular function: L-amino acid transmembrane transporter activity; neutral L-amino acid transmembrane transporter activity. Gene Ontology annotation, biological process: amino acid transmembrane transport; neutral amino acid transport. Gene Ontology annotation, cellular component: membrane. Lineage: Eukaryota; Metazoa; Chordata; Actinopteri; Cyprinodontiformes; Rivulidae.
AAUUCCACAGGAGUGGGCGUAGGCUCACGCAGCAGCAGCAUCACAAAGGUUCAGCUCCUCCCUGCUGUGUGCUGGGAGGCAGAGAGGAUCAGGGUCAGAUGAAUUCCAGUCAGGGUGACAGUGGCAGUGUGUGUAAAUGAGGAGAGGAGUGUGUGUGUGUGAAACAGGAAAACUCGGGGAGGGUGGUGUGUGUGUGUGAGCUGUGUGCGAAUGACAGGGAGAGGCAGACAGUAAAUCCAGACAGGAGUGGACAUUAGAAGAAGAGGGAGGGGAGGCAAGAAGAGGUAAAAAAAAAGGACAAUUUGAAGGAACGCAGAGUGAAAAGAGAAGAUGGCUGAGCCGGAACUGAAACUGAGAAGCAGCCGGGAGAGUGUCGCUAAGGAUGAGGUGAGCCAGGAGAAGAUGGAGGAACUAAACCACAACCAUGAUAUUGUUGAGCAGCAAACGUCGCCAUCAGCCCCCAUGGUCCCUGCCCCCUCUGCCAUGAGCCCCACCAGCACUCUACCAGCCAAGGGUGAAAAGAUCCAGCUCAAACGCAGCAUCACCCUCUUCAACGGUGUCGGAAUGAUCAUCGGCACCAUCAUUGGCUCGGGGAUCUUCGUCACCCCGACGGGUGUGGUGAAGGAGACCGGCUCCGCUGGCCUCUCGCUGAUCGUCUGGUCCGCCUGCGGAGUGGUGUCCACCAUGGGGGCCUUGUGCUACGCUGAGCUGGGCACCACCAUCGCCAAAUCUGGAGGAGACUACACUUACAUCCUGGAGGUGUACGGGGAACUAGCUGCCUUUUUAAAGCUGUGGGUGGAGAUGCUGAUCAUUCGGCCGUCGUCGCAGUACGUGGUGUCGCUGGUGUUCGCCACCUACCUUCUGAAACCGCUGUACCCGAGCUGCGCCGUGCCAGACAGCGCGGCCAAGCUCAUCGCCUGCCUGUGUCUUACGUCCCUGACGUUUGUAAACUGCAUCAGUGUGAGGGCAGCCACCAAGGUGCAGGACUUGUUCACAGCGUCCAAGUUGAUAGCUCUGAUCAUCAUCAUCUUCUUUGGCUUCGUCCAGAUUUCCACAGGUGACGUGCCGUAUUUGACACCUGAGAAAGCGUUCGAAGGCAGUAAAGUGGGAGUCGACAACAUUGUCUUGGCGUUGUACAGUGGUCUCUUUGCGUUCGGUGGCUGGAAUUACCUGAACUACGUUACAGAGGAGAUGAUCAACCCAGAGAGGAACUUGCCCUUGUCCAUCAUCAUAUCGAUGCCUAUAGUGACGGUGGUGUACGUUCUGACCAACCUGGCUUAUUUCACCACCAUCUCUCCUCAGGUCAUGAUUGAGUCUGAGGCUGUUGCUGUGAGUUUUGGGGAGUACCAUCUUGGAGUGAUGGCCUGGUUGAUUCCUGUCUUUGUGGGGCUAUCCUGUUUUGGAGCCGUCAACGGAUCUCUUUUCACUUCAGCACGAUUGUUCUAUGCAGGAGCCCGAGAAGGUCAGCUCCCUGCUGCUCUGGGGCUGGUCCACACAGACCUGUUCACACCUGUACCAUCCCUGAUCUUCACAUGUUUGCUGUCCAUGAUGUAUUCCAUCUCCCAGGACAUCUUCUCUGUCAUCAACCUGUUCAGUUUUUUCACCUGGCUGUGUGUCGGUAUGGCCAUCGCUGGCUUGGUUUGGCUGCGCAUCACCAAGCCAGACCUCAGAAGACCUAUAAAGGUGUAUCUUUUUAUCCCCAUAACGUUUGUGUUGGGCUGCGUCUUCAUGAUUGUCGUGUCGUUUUGGGCCGCUCCGUUUGAGUGUCUGGUCGGCAGCAGCAUUAUACUCACGGGCAUUCCUGCGUAUCUGCUGGGCUACAAGUGGAAAAAGCCCCAUAUGGUCCAGAAGAUGCUGGAAAUCUUCACAAUGUUCUGUCAGAAGAUCUUCAUGUCUGUUCCUGAGGAGAAGGAGCCAAACAAGGCGGCCGAGUAACACCGUGAUCCCGUUUGUGGCAUUUCUUCAAUGUUUACAUUCAUUUCUUUGCAGUUCAGCUACAAUAUUUUUCUUUUGUCGUUUUCUUCCUGAAACGAGUUGGCAGUCGUUCCUCUUUGAACGCUGGUUUUACAAUAGAGCGUCUUUUACUGUAAACUGGAAAUGGGCGCACAAUUAUUUAUAAACUACAAACACAAAAUGCGUUUGCACAUGUUGCUGUCCACUGACCAGCAGGUUUGUUUUUUUACAAAUUUGAACGAGCAGUUCAAUGAGAAAAGAAAAGACAGUCUAGAAAGUCUUUACUUUUUAUAGAACUAACAAUAAAAGUACACAUUUAGUUUACAGUUCUUUCAAAUGUGAACGUUAGCACCCUGCGAGGAAUGACCCAAUUCUGAAAAAGUUGUUUAAAAUGUAAAUAAAAACAGAAUGCAAUGAUUAGAGCAGAGUUUUGUUGCCCGUUUCCACAUUUCAUAGAUUCAAUUCAGUUCAGUUUAUUUAUAAAGCGCCAAGUCCCAACAGAAGU